Messenger RNA from Rhododendron vialii, 1105 nucleotides. RefSeq lists its product as uncharacterized. Lineage: Eukaryota; Viridiplantae; Streptophyta; Magnoliopsida; Ericales; Ericaceae. The transcript is spliced from 2 exons. Gene Ontology annotation, molecular function: nucleic acid binding; RNA-DNA hybrid ribonuclease activity. Bases 92 to 1081 code for a protein of 329 amino acids. The record is from RefSeq and is a predicted model, not a curated record.
UGACAAUUUCAAAAGAAAUUUUCGAGAUUUGAUCCAGCAACACAAACCAGAAGUGGUGGCCCUCCUGGAAACAAAAGUCGAACUGAAGUCCAUGGGUAUGUUCUUCAAAAACCUUGGUCUCACAGCCUCUACACAUGUUGAUCCGAGCGGAAGGAAAGGAGGCAUUUGGAUCCUCUGGGAUCCCUCUAAGGUCUCCCUAAAUACCACGUUAACGACACCACAAGCCAUCCACACCACGGUUCGCAAGGAUAACUUUGAAGAUUGGAUAUUCUCUGCGGUCUACGGCAGCCGAAAUCCUAGAAUCAGAGAAAUCUUGUGGGAGGAACUGGGCAGCCUAGCUGAUACCAACCAAAAACCAUGGCUUAUUGCAGGAGAUUUCAAUGAUACUGCUGAGGCAUCUGAAUCUAAAAGCAAUGCCCCUGAUACUAGUGCUAGUCAGAGAAGAAAAUUCAUGGAUAAUAUCAAUAAAUGCCAACUGAUAGAUCUAGGAUACAUGGGGGCAAAGUACACCUGGACGAAUGGAAGAUUAGGGUUGGCGAAUGUGCAGAAAAGGCUGGACAGAGCUCUAAGCAAUGAAGAAUGGAGAUCCCUCUUCCCGGAAGGAAAUGUCAAAUUGAAUACGAAUGGAUGCUGGUAUGAAUCGAAUGGAACAGGAGGGUUUGGAGGACUAUUCAGAAAUCAUAUGGGAGAUUGGAUUAUGGAAUACUAUGGUAAGCGAAGCUUUCAUUCAAGCUUGGAGGCAGAGCUAUGGAGUACAUACAAGGGGCUGGAAGUCAUACUAGAAAGGAAGCUGGAAAAUGUGAAGAUUGAAUCUGACUCUCUCGUAGCGAUGAACCUCACCAUGGAAGGAAACCCAGGCAAUCACCCUCAGAGUGUGCUGAUCAAUGAAAUCCAUGCCCUCUUGACUCAGACUAACACUACGAUUGGGCAUAUCUCUCGUUCGGCCAAUCAAUGCGCCGACCACCUUGCCAGGAUGGGUGCGGAACGCACAGAAGAGCUCGUGUUUGUUAUGGACAUGCCCAUCGCGAUGAGGGAAUUUGUAAUUAGAGAUAGCCUAAAUAUCAGGCAAGUGCUUGACUAGGUUGCGAGUUCUUGUGCUCUAGUA